GUGGUCUAAUUUAUGUCAGUUUAAGGGUCCCGGACAUGUGAAGGUUUGAGAACCACUGCUUUAUACUAGCCACAAAUAUAACUUUUCUGACUCUGACUCUGUCAAAGUAUCACCUGGCAUCAUCAUGUAUAAUGUAGCCUGAUUUUCUCUUGGCCAGAAGAAAUCUCAUUCAUAUUUACAGCAAAUUGAAGAAUCAUAUUGACCACUGGGCGGCGCCAAAUCUAUUUACCGGUUAGAGGCUGACUUUUAAAUAACAAUGUAACUCCAAAUUGUUGCUUACGUGUUUGUUCUUAUAAAUAUAUAUAUAACCACUCAGUACACAGUUGGUGGGGAAACAAAGGUCAGUGGCUUUCACCUCAGAUCCACACUCAUCCUGCAGAGCUGGUUGUCCGCUGGUGUCUCACUUUACCAACAGAGCAGGCAACAGGCAGCGGAGAUAUGGCGAGUCCCGGGCAGAAAGUGGUGCUCAUCACCGGCUGCUCCUCCGGUAUCGGCCUGAGGAUGGCCGUGAUGCUGGCCAAUGAUGAGCAGAAGCGCUACCACGUCAUAGCCACGAUGCGUGAUCUGAAACGUAAAGAUAAACUGGUGGAGGCUGCUGGGGAUGCAUAUGGGAAAACUCUGUCUCUGGCUGUACUGGACGUCUGCAGCGAUGAGUCUGUCAAACAGUGUAUUAACGGCAUCAAAGAUCGUCAUGUCGAUGUCCUCAUCAAUAACGCAGGUAUCGGCCUGGUGGGUCCAGUGGAGAGCAUCCCUAUCGCAGAGAUGCAGAAAGUGUUUGAGACCAAUUUCUUUGGAGUGAUCCGCAUGAUCAAGGAGGUGAUGCCUGAUAUGAAGAAAAGGAAAGGAGGACACAUCAUCGUGGUCAGUAGCGUCAUGGGACUGCAAGGAGUGGUAUUUAAUGAUGUGUACGCAGCUUCCAAGUUUGCCAUGGAGGGUUUCUGUGAGAGUUUGGCUGUGCAGCUCUUGAAGUUUAAUGUCACUUUGUCUCUGAUUGAGCCGGGCCCGGUCCACACAGAAUUUGAGGCAAAGAUGAUUCAGGAUGUGAAACAGAAGGAGUUCCCUGGAGCUGAUCCUGACACAGUGCAUUACUUCAAGAACGUUUAUCUUCCUUCUUCUGUGGACAUCUUUGAGACAUUGGGACAAACACCUGAUGACAUCGCCAGAUGCACCAAGAAAGUGAUUGAAGCAAGCAGUCCACGUUUCCGUAAUCUGACCAACCCUUUGUACACGCCCAUCGUAGCGCUGAAAUACGCUGAUGAAACUGGAGGCCUGUCAGUCCACGCUUUCUACCACAUGCUCUUUAACCUGGGCCCUCUCAUGCAUGUCAGCAUGACCGCCAUGAAGUACCUCACCUGUGGAUGUCUGAGGAGCAGGACGGUUUCACCAAACUAGAAAACUGCUGAAACUGUACUCCCGUACACACAUUUGAACAAUACAAUCUCACUGAGCAUGUAGACCAGAAUAAAGACCCAUGCUACCUGGACUGAGGUUGUCAGACGAUCACAAAUAAUGUGUCAUACUAACAUUCAAAACCUGCCCAAGGUGAUGUAGCAAAAGUUCCUUUGUCACAGGUUUUUUGAAAAACAAUUCAAUAAUACAGUACAUACAAUACAAUGCAUGCAGACUUUCAAAAUGUUUAUCCUUUCUGCCAAUUUCCUGCUGUAUAUAUGCAGUCUCUGUUGUAAUGAACUGUUCUCUUCAUGUUCUUUUCUCUUUAUAAAACUGUAGCUUAUGAAUGUUUAGAUACCAAGAUGCCACACCUGGGUCCAGUUGAGUUGAAAUACCGUCUGCAACAGUUUUAAGAUUUGUUUUAGCCUACCCAGAGUGCCAAAUGAGUAGGGUUUGCACUGUACAACACACUUUAGCCUGAUUUUAUUAUUUCAUCCAUACCAGUCCCAGACAACUUGGUAUUUCACUUAGUUUUAAACUCUAAUUUGUUCAGAAAAAUCGCUCAACACCCUGUUCAUUUGAAGCCUAUGUAUUUGCAUGUAUGUACAGAUUUUUAAAAUACCAUCAGUGUACUGGAACAACUAUUUUGGCAUUAAAAUGUGUAAA
Molecule: messenger RNA, 2055 nt
Organism: Thunnus maccoyii (southern bluefin tuna)
Lineage: Eukaryota; Metazoa; Chordata; Actinopteri; Scombriformes; Scombridae
Product: retinol dehydrogenase 8-like
Exons: 7
Coding region: 439-1392 (317 amino acids)
Biological process (GO): estrogen biosynthetic process
Cellular component (GO): cytoplasm
Molecular function (GO): estradiol 17-beta-dehydrogenase [NAD(P)+] activity
Source: RefSeq, a predicted model, not a curated record